ACCAGCCUCGAGCUAGUUCUACUCAAUUCAAACUUUUUUUCACAGAUUCUUGUUAUUGUUUCCACGAUGAACACGAGAAGGGAUAUUCGGCAAGCCCGUGAACGAUAUUAGCACGCGUUGCAUUUCGCAUGCCGCUGUCGGGACUAGUUGUGCCAUUUCUCCUGGAGUUGAAGCUGUAUUAACUAAAUUGUGACCCGAAGAAACCAGCCAGUGGCAGCCGGAGCGGACGUUGACGCUACGUGAACGUCCAGUGUGGACAACUGACAGACACCAUGUCAGGUUUAACAGAACAGAGCGUGAAUCUGGAUGAGUGGGAUAUUCUUGACCCGAGGUUUCAGCAACGUUUGGAAGAUGCUCGUACGUUGGUCAGACAAGAGAUUCAGCGGGAGCUGAAGAUCAAGGAGGCAGCUGAGAGACUGCGACGAGCAGUCACCAGUCGCAAGAACGCAGCCGACGUGGAGGGCCAACUCAAGGCCUCAACCCGCAAGCUGGAGCAGUUGCACUGGGAACUGCAGGAGCUCAAUGCAAGGUCUAUGAGCACGGAGAAAGACAGUACCACAGGGUACUUGAAAGAAGAAGACAACCAGUCAGCAGAGUCAUGUCAGUGGGAAGAGAUCACAUCACCAAUGGCCAGUCGAGUCAGAACCCUGAAGAAACAACUGACAAUGGAGACCAAAGUCAAACAGGGUGCUGAGAACAUGAUCCAGACUUACACCAAUGGCUCAGUCAAGGACAGGAAGAUGUUGUCUACAGCCCAGCAGAUGUUGCAGGACAGCCGCACCAAGAUGGAGCUGCUGCGCAUGCAGAUUAUCAAAGUCAGUCAAGCUAGAGACGGCGAGCGGGAUGGCAUACAUGGUCACCCUGUAGAGACAACCAGUCCUCUUGAGCUUCGGAUAGCUGAACUUAUGCACCACAUGAAGAUUGAAUCAGCUGUAGCUGAGGGUGCAGCAAACGUGGUGAAGCAGCUACAUAGUAACAAGAUACAGGACCGCCGUAUACUUGCUGAGGCCCAGGCACGAAUGCAAGAGUCAUCUCAAAAAGUGGAUUUGUUGCGCUUCUCCCUUGAGAGACGUUUACAUGAGCUCCCUCAGGACCAUCCAACAUACACUGCCAUUAAAGAGGAACUGAUGUUGGCAAACUCACCUACUUACAGCACACAAAAGAAACAGUCCAGUGUUCUGUCCUCUUCUUCCUGUUCCUCCUCUUCCUCUGUCUUAAAGCCAGCAAGUUUAACAGGCCGGUUAGAGGUAUGUGUUAUGGGGUGCCAAGACCUGUUGGAGUCAGUUCCAGGCCGUGGCCGUGUGACCAGUGCCUCAACCACCCCUGGGAGCUUCUCAGAUGGAAAGUCCCUUAAAAUUAGAGCUGGCCUCCCAGGACGCAGCGCCAGUGGCAAGACAACCAAGGCUGAUGAGUUGUCAUCUGAGAUAAGUGCUGUGCUGAAGGUAGACAACAGGAGAGUGGGGCGGACGCACUGGAGACAGCCUGGCAAAGAGGCCUGGGGCCAGAGCUUCAGCAUUGAACUGGAACGGUCGAGGGAGCUAGAAAUCGCUGUGUUCUGGAAAGACUGGCGGGCAUUAAGUGCGGUGAAGUUCCUGCGGUUGGAGGACUUCCUGGAUAACCAGCGACAUGGCUUGUGUCUCCAGCUGGAGCCUCAAGGCAUUCUCUUCAUUGAGGUGACAUUUAUUAAUCCUGUCAUUGAGCGGCGUUCCAAACUCCAAAGGCAGAGGAGAAUCUUCCCUAAAGAAAAAGGGAAGAACUUCCUGCGUGCUGCUCAGAUGAACAUGAACUUUGCCACUUGGGGCCGUUUGAUGAUGAGCAUCCUGCCUCCUUGCAACUCCCUGGAGCCACUGAGCCCUCCAUUAGCAGGUCCUAACACUGGCCCCACAUCAUCCAUCACUUCUCCAGUGCGAGAACAGUCUGUGGUGAAUCUGAAUUUUGCUGAAGAUUCACCAGGUAGAUCUCCACAUCGUUCAAGAAAAAAUAUGAAAGACUCUCCUCUGUCUCCUGGUGAGAACAAGAGCCCAAAGCCCAAGAGACAGCCAUCUGUUCAUCCUCGUCCACAGGAUCAAGUACUUCAAACCGAAGACUUUAAGUGGAUUUCAGUCCUGGGAAGAGGUCACUUUGGAAAGGUGCUGCUAGCAGAGUAUAAGAAGUCAGGAAAACUGUACGCCAUCAAAGCACUGAAGAAGGGAGACAUCGUGACACGUGACGAAGUCGACAGCCUCACGUGUGAAAAGAGGAUAUUUGAAGUGAUCAACGCCUCACGACAUCCUUUCCUGGUGAACCUGCAUGGCUGCUUCCAGACUUCAGACCACGUGUGCUUUGUGAUGGCCUACUCACCUGGAGGAGAUCUCAUGACGCACAUUCACACCAACAUCUUCACCGAGAAACAGACCCAAUUUUACUCCUCUUGUGUGCUGCUGGGUCUGGAGUUUCUUCACCAAAACAAAAUAGUUUACAGGGAUCUGAAGUUGGAUAAUCUGCUAAUGGAUGCAGAUGGCUUUGUAAGAAUAGCAGAUUUUGGCUUGUGCAAAGAAGGAAUGGGCCAUGGGGAUCGCACAUCAACAUUCUGUGGCACACCAGAGUUUCUGGCUCCAGAGGUGUUGACAGACAACAACUACACCCGCAGUGUGGACUGGUGGGGCCUGGGAGUCCUCAUCUAUGAGAUGAUGGUGGGGGAGUCUCCUUUCCCAGGUGAUAAUGAGGAAGAAGUGUUUGACAGCAUUGUCAACGAAGAAGUGCGCUACCCUCGCUUCCUCUCUCCUGAGUCUACGUCCCUUAUUCAAAAGCUGCUGCAGAAGGAUCCUGAAAAGAGACUCGGAGCAGGACGCGAGGAUGCAUUGGAGAUCAAAAGGCAGAAAUUCUUUCAGGGAAUGGACUGGGACGCUCUCCUGGCUAAGGAGGUGAAGCCUCCCUUCCUGCCCGUCAUUAGAGCACCACAUGAUGUCAGCAACUUUGAUGAGGAGUUCACUCAUCUCAAACCAGUCCUCAGCCUCCCACGUACACCCUGCAUCCUCACUGCUGAACAACAAGAAAUCUUUGCUGACUUUGACUUCUCUUUGAUGAGUUGACCAAAAGGAUUCCGUCUCUGCCUGAAAAACAUUACAGUCCUGCCUUUUCCAUUGACACAUCAUCUCUCUGUUUUACUGCAGCAUAUUACCAAGUCAUACAAAUACUGCUCUGCCAAGGAAUAUCUGCCAUUUACUUUUUAACACACUGUGCCUUUGUCAAAUGGAUAUUGAAGUGUUGAAUGCCGCUUGUCACCAAGCAGGAGACGUCUUUCCAUCAGGUGAUUUUUAUAACUGAAUGUCAUCAUGCUCCUCUCACUCCAAAGUAGCACCUUGUAAAUAUUUGAUCUUAAAGAAAUGUUUUUUGUUUAUGUGUAAUGUUGGAAUGUAAAAUGUUGAAAAUACCCGAAUCCUUAUUUUCACAGUUAAUAUCAGAAUAUCUGAAAUUAUGCGAUCAUGAAAAUUCUUCUUGAAUAGAACAAACCAGCCCAUGUGCAAUGUGUAAGCUACAUGAAGGUAAAUCUUAAUGAAUAAAUUUAUAAUUGCUGGCCAGGAAACUCUUGAAACAUUUAUUCACUGAUGUAUACAGUAUUUUCAAAACGGUAAAAAACAUUGCAUGACAGUAUUGCAUAUAAUUCUGAAGUACACAUUACAACAUUAUAAAACCAGAGCUCUAACUGAGGACUCAGUCUAAUUGUCCACCACAACUGUAGUAUACUGAAAUCACCAUCACAUUUAUUGCUGUCUUACAGGGUUACUAUUGCACAGGGGAAAGCUCAAAUGGAAAUGGACCAAAGUAUUGCACUCAAAUCUGCCUACUUACUCUUAGUGUUCCACAGAGUUCUUCCAGUCACACAGUUAAAACAGUCAUACAAAACUCUAAAGACAUUUUCUGGUUCAAAAUAGUUUAAAAAAAUAUGUACAAUAUAAAAUAGCUUGAAACGCUGUCCACUGAAAUUAAAAACAUUUCAUACACCAUUGGUUAAAUGGUGUAAAUAAUACAGAUAUCAAACUCUCACUUGGACUAAUUUGAGACAAAAGCUGCUGAAGCAAGUUGACCCUGUCAAACCUCACAGUAAAUAAUUUAUCACAUAACACAAUGACAUAAUGAAAUGGAAAAAGGUGCAAUUUUUGUGAAUCAGGAUCUGAUGGGAACCAUGUCCACCACAGAAACAUCUGGAUUGUCUACACGUGCUAAUGCUAUGUCUGACUCACAUUGUAAACUCCAGAACUCCGUAACAGUCCAUCAGUCAUGAUUAAAGGUGAGACAAGGAGUUUCAAUCAUGUAACUACUCUUCACAUAAAUGAUUGAGUAGAGGGUCAAGUGAGAUGCAGGGAGUCUUGAGGACUUGGUGAAUGACUUCAUUCAGGGCUGCAACAUGGGUAUGGAUGACGUGGACAUUUUUCUGGUGUAAACAAUUGUUAGAAUUCAGAGAAAUGCUGAUUAAUAGGAUCAGGUGGCUCAUUCGGGGGACACACAAACACAUGCAAAUCUCUUAAGAGUCAUUAGUUGGGAA
Mugil cephalus (flathead mullet) is the source of this 4525-nucleotide messenger RNA. RefSeq names its product protein kinase N3 (gene pkn3). The coding region runs from base 273 to 3071 and encodes 932 amino acids. Gene Ontology annotation, molecular function: protein serine/threonine kinase activity; ATP binding; small GTPase binding. The record is from RefSeq and is a predicted model, not a curated record. The transcript has 22 exons. Gene Ontology annotation, biological process: signal transduction; protein phosphorylation. Lineage: Eukaryota; Metazoa; Chordata; Actinopteri; Mugiliformes; Mugilidae.